Molecule: messenger RNA, 2931 nt
Organism: Rhagoletis zephyria (snowberry fruit fly)
Lineage: Eukaryota; Metazoa; Arthropoda; Insecta; Diptera; Tephritidae
Biological process (GO): Golgi to plasma membrane protein transport; Golgi organization
Cellular component (GO): Golgi membrane
Source: RefSeq, a predicted model, not a curated record
UAAAAAUGCAGUUCUUCUAUAUAUCGAUUACUUCUUAGCAUAUCUAUUUUUGUUUACGAUUUCGUUUGGCAAUUUCUUUUGCAAGAAUGGAGGCUCAAGCUUUCGAUUUGGAGAGAAGUCGCACGAGCGGAGAUGGUAUGGAAGAAGAAAAGUCCAGUUCGACAAAAUUGGAACAUAGAAGCAAAAGAGAGAAUGAUGACCAUCGUAAUGUUACACGUUAUCCAACUGUUGCUAUUAUAAAAGAAAAUAUUCACAGAAAAAAUGCGGCUAGUAACGCAACAGAUGCAAAUAGUUCAUUACCAUUACCGGGUUUACAUUUAUUGUAUCGCCGAUCCGAUGGGGGGAAACGCAAUAUCGCACCCAUCGUACCUAAAGGCGAACUUGUUCAAAUGAGACCACGUUUAGUUGCUACGCCAGUUCGUAUAACUGAGCAUAAAAAAGUUAAACCUCCAAAGUUUAUACCAUAUGAACCGUAUCCAGGUGCUACCAAUUUAAUGGUUCCAUGUACCAAAAGCCCCGAAAGGAUGAUGACAUUAAAAAAAAAUAACAAUUUAGACAUUGGUGUGCUUGUCAGCCAAAUGUGUACAUUGCGAGCACAGGAAAUGGACCCAAAAUCUUGUAAGGAGCGAAAGAAUAAGGAUGUAAUUAAUGUGAAAUUGGAAGACGAACUUAGAAAAACUAAAGAGGAGCGUGAUUACUAUCAGGCGCAGUUUAGAUUUCAAGUUCAAGUCAACUCCGAACUAAAAAAUUUGUUAGUAGCGUCUGUAGGUGAAGAUUUGCAAACACAUGUCAAUGUGCUGACGGAGGAUAAACUCCAGUUAGCGCGCGCCUUGCUAGACACAGCCAAAAACUUAACUACUCACGCGGAACAAAUUGAAUUCCUUGCGGGCCAAUGCGAAGUAUGGCGAUCAAAAUUUCUGGCAAGUAGCGUUAUGGUAGAAGAGUUGGCACGCUGGAAAGCAGAUCUUACUCAAAAAACUCAAACGAUGGAGGAAUCUACUAAACGUUUACUACACGCAAUACAUCAGAUUCGAGAAAUGCAAUUGGAAAUCCUUCGUAAUUUGAAAUUUAUGGCAAAGAUACGCUACCUAAACCUUCCAGCAACUGACGUAAUAAGCCUCAGUGUAGAAAAUUUAAAUAUUUUGCAGCAGAUGGUACUACAUUCAGGUGUAGGUAUCCCCGAAGAUGGCAUGGAUAUUUUAAGUACUAGUAAAAAUCCAUUAUGCGAAGCGGAGAAAUAUGCUGUACACGCCCUGGAAUUUGUUAGCCAACCUUUAUUGGCUACCGAUGAUGCAAUAAAAGCUCUGUUUGACCAAGCUCAGCGGCCGUAUGGAUUAGGUUCCAGUGUCCGAUAGUUGUGUCAAGUGUUGUAGUUGGGGGCAUUUACAUUUUACGGUUCAAUUGCCAUUUACACGAGUCGAUUUUGGUUGAACCACAAAUAUUUUUCCCUGCCCCAUUUAAAAACAGCUAAGCCUCUUUCUCUGUAACUUUUUUAUUUGUCCGAUUUCUAUAAAAGAUACAUCGUUGUAAAGGUAUUUAGAAAGUCUACAGUUGUAUAUAUAAUAAUAAAUGAUUAGUGUUUGGCUGAGCUUCGCCUUCGAUUUGUGGUGUGCGCCUUGAUGUCACACAAAGGAGAGGGUCGUACAGCUUUAAGCCGACUCCGAACGGCGAUUGUAUUUUUUUAUGAGAUACUGUUUUUCAUGGUAGAAUACACUCGGUAGUUUGCCAGGGCAUGCGGAGGGACGACCGCUAUUAGAAACAUCUUUUUUUUACGGUUUAUUUCGAUGUUGGUCUGAAACUGGGCUUGAAUAAAAAUUUGGACUUGUGUGUGAAAUCAAAAGAAUAAAGUAAUUUUUUUACGUCGUUUAUUCUCAAAAAAAUUUGCGUUAAAAAAUUUUGGUUGUGCAAGCCCAUUUACCGGUACAACCUUCAGAGUUAGAGAGAUAGCCUGGAUGAAACCCUCAGGUUAGAAAGUGUACUUUAAAUCCAAAUUUUCACUAAAUGCCGUAAGUGAUAAUUAUAAAUAUGUAUAUAUGUACAUAUAUGCAUAGGCUACAAUGUUCCCUGCAAACCAUUUUUUCAGAGUAUUCUACAUUGUAUAGAAAUUUUAAAGAAUUCGUUAAGAUUUAAUUCGAUUUGUUGCCGAAUUUUCUAAAAUGAAAUAAAUUACGCACACUUCCAUUCUUUUACGAAAAUAAUGCUGCUAUGUGAAGAAUAUCUUCCAGAAUUUUUCCAGAAUUUUCUUUAUUUUUCGUACAGGAAUUUUUUUACGAGCUCGUGUCAACCACCUCAUAUAAUUUUCUUUGAAAAUUCGUAAAAAACUCGUUACAGAAAUGAGAUACUCCUAACGAUUUCCUUAAGAUUUCGGGAACUUUGGUUUGCAGGGUAUGUACAUAAAUUGUCGAUUGCUUAGUUUUGAAUAAAAAAUUAGAAGUUUUAUAUUGAACAUGUCGUUACCUUAAAAUAGAAAGGCCGUGUCUAACAUUUUUGUUUCUUUACAUAACAGCUAUAAAACUUUGUGCCUACUAAAGUUCUUCAAAUGCAAUUUUCUUCAUUAUUGUAAUGUAAAGGUUUUUAAUAAACAUAGUCAUUUUUUAUGUAGUAGUUGAUUUUAAAUUCGAUUAAGUCAGCACUGAGUAAUCUACCAACUUUUGGGCAGCUGAAAUUUUACAGGGGAUGCAAAAAUCUUUAAAUUCAGAUAUUAUGUACGUAACCCAAGGGAACUGUUCUAAAUUAACUAAUAAAUCUUGCAACAUUCAAGAUAUGUAUGCCCUUUAAUUUUGGUAUAUUGUGUAUCCGAAGGCCAACUAAAGAAAUGUUAAAAAACAUUGGUUGCGUUGCGUUUCUUUAUACAUUCUAGAAUCCCUUUUCACAGCCAGAAUAAACAGAAUGUGUUUGAAAUACACGUUAACAUAUCAGGAACGUUCUAAA